UUUUUAGUUGCAGGUUUGAUUAGGCAGAGCUUGAAGACAAGCCAUGUCAAACAAGUACAAUUUGAAGUGGAACUCCCAUCAUGCAGAAACAUUUCAGAGCUUUGAGAAUCUCCGCCAUAGGGAGAUGUUUGUGGAUGCAACUCUGUCCUGCAAUGGGCAGUUCUUGAAAGCCCACAAACUGGUGCUGUGUGCAGGGAGUGGGUACUUCGAGCGAAUUCUCAAUAGGGAUGGCCCAGGGACACCCACCAUUCAUUUCUACGGUGUGGACAUGCAGUUGCUCAAGCUUCUUGUGGAAUUCAUGUAUUGUGGAGAAGUUGAAGUUCCAGCUAUGGAUCUUGAGAAAUUCAUUGAAGUAGCUGAGAACUUGGAGGUGAAGGGACUGAAGGGGGAUAAGUCAAAAAGCAGUGGGUCACAUGGUGCUGUUGGUGGGACCACCAUUCCUGUGUCUGAUGUUCAGGAUGCAUUGGCACACAAGAGAAAGAGUAGUGCCCCACCCUGGCAAGAUUUUGAUGAACCACAGUUCCAUCCCCCAAAAAUGCCACGAUCUCAGCCUCCCAUGCUGCGAGGUAGGCAGCAGUUUAUAGGACCACACUCACAGCAGCAAAAGCCUGUUCCCUCCCCAUCUCAAGUCCAUCAGACUCAACCCGAACCUAGUACGAGUACUUCAGGGUCUACUGAAGAAGUAGUGAUAAAGGAAGAGGGAGGAGGUGAUGAAAUAAGUGAUAUUCAUGAUGAAAUAGAUUCAGCUUCUGCAGCAGCUGAUGAAGGAGAAUGGGAUGAACAAUCUCAAGCUUCAUAUUUUGCUGAGGGGAUGGAAGGCGAGCCAGAAACACCAGUGAAUAUUCCUCCAGAAGUCGACCCACAGAAUACCUACUUGGGGUACUAUAAUCCAGAAGCUUCAUCCCUUUCACAUGUGAAACUCAUCAGCUGCAAGUGA
This is a messenger RNA of Darwinula stevensoni, 937 nucleotides long. The record is from the annotation of a GenBank genome assembly. Lineage: Eukaryota; Metazoa; Arthropoda; Ostracoda; Podocopida; Darwinulidae.